This is a messenger RNA of Anopheles moucheti, 10532 nucleotides long. RefSeq lists its product as uncharacterized. NCBI's taxonomy places the organism in Eukaryota, Metazoa, Arthropoda, Insecta, Diptera, Culicidae. The transcript has 19 exons. The coding region runs from base 1 to 10317 and encodes 3438 amino acids. The record is from RefSeq and is a predicted model, not a curated record. Gene Ontology annotation, molecular function: protein binding.
AUGAGGUGCAGUUCGUGUAUCGGUGGCAGACGUCGCAGUCACAAACGUCGCAACGACCAUGAAUCUACAUCACCAGUGAGACGACCAAGUAAAACAGCUGAUUUGAGACCCGGCCGGAGUAUGGAUCAACAUCUACACGUACCAGAUUGUAUUGAGUAUCGUGUGGAAUCGCCUACGGGCAAGCAAGAGGAGGAUAACAACUCUACUACGGAUGAUUACCGCCCUCCAUCGAUAACGAUCACAGAGCUCGACGAUGAAACUGAUGAAGAAAACGAUGUUGAAACCCACCAGUUGUCAUCUUCAACGAUAAGAAAGUAUGAAGAUACUAUUGAUUCUGAACUAGUGCAUCAAUGUCACCGUGUCACAGCAGUGCAACCUACACGUGCAAUGCUCGAAAUCAUACGCGAAGAGGAAUUGACCGAUUGUAGUGACAGUGAAAAUUCACACAUUUUGCCGUCGUCCGAUAGAAAAGUUCCACCAUCGUCGAAGGAAGCGAACACAACUAAGGCGGACAAAAACACUAGUGAAGGAGACGAAAACGAUGUCGAGCGCGUAACGACAAAAUUCGGCGCUGGCAAUGUGUUGCGCGAUUUGCUACGCUACCGACAGCAGAGAAAACGACGACGAGGAUCCGCACUUCACAACGCUGCACCACCGCACUUUCAACAAAACGGGCAACAGGUUCCGACGACAUGUCUGUUGGUGGGCGCCAAGGAGAGCAAUAUGGCACCAACGGAGUAUCGAAGCAUCUGCACCACGGAGUUAGUCAGCAGUGAGGUAAUGCACGUCGAAGUCGUCAACAUCGGAUCCAACUCCAGCAGUCUUGAUGAUCUUAGCGACAUAGAACUCGAGAAUCGAGAGGACACUGCAGAAAACUUUGGACAAGAAAGCCCCACUAUUCCGCAGCGCAUCGACCACAACGACGGCAGCACCACAUGCUCUGCCGAGCCGUACCAGACACACUGUACCAUUGUUGGUGACAGUGAUCCUUCGAAUGCGACUUCUUCUCACUUUCCCGACCUGCAUCAAACAACCGAAGACGCUGAUCAACGGCGAACGGGCGGCGGCUGUAGGGAUAAUUUUGUCAUCCCAGAAAACCAAUGUUUGAGGCAAAAUAUUCUCAACUCUAGUGAAGUUUGUGCAGCGCUUGCGCAGCUUAACAAUUCACGACCGAACCAAAUGUCCGACUCUGGGAAUGUUGACGACAUUGCGAAAGGGUGUGCGUUAGCUGGUGACGUUGGUGCAGAUCACUGUGAGCGUCGUUACGACGUUACGAGCAGCAUCCAUAAUGUCUUGAACACCACCGUCGAGAAAAUGAGCGAGCAUGCCAACACAUUGGAGAGCAGCGAAGCAAACUCGAUAGUAGGGUCCACCCUCGAGCAUAGUAGCGCUUCGUUACUAGUUGAAGAUCGUGAUCGCGCGUCGGCUGUCGUCGGUAAUGAUGAAAAUGUCAUCAAGGCUUUGAAGGACCCGUGGCCCUCGGUGAACGUUCGUGAUUGUGUACCAAAGUUCGACAUCGAGUGCACUGUGAAUCAUUGUGUUCGGCUCGGUAAAACACCACCGUUGAUUGAGGAAAUCAUGCACUGCGGAGAUCAAUCCCAGGGGGUUGCAAUCGCUGUGAAAAAGGAAAACCAGACUUUUUCCGCUCCACCUCCUCCCACGAAUCGUGUGGCGGCGCAGGUGGUGUCAGAAACGGCAAUCCCGUUGCCUACACCACCGGCCAAAGGGGAUGCAAAUGUGACUAAUCUGGGUCAAAAUACGGUCGAAUCGGCAGAAGUCGACAAAUCCGAUACACCGCCACCUGCGCAGUUAGUUCCGCUAACCGUAGAGGCGCUCUCUUCGAGUACGGCCGGAUUUAACGCCCUAGCCAAAAAUGCUCAAGCUCAUAGUGGCGAUCAUCCUAGUAAAACUGAUCAUGCAGAUGCUAAUCAAAAUAGUACGCAAAAUUGUGUCGAUGCAGUAGCAUCAGUUAAACGACCAGAACCGUCGAAGCGAUCUGUCGAUGACCAAAGUGCUUUGCUUAAGUACCUACAAGUGAACGGUCGCACUGCGGAUUCAAGUGAAAAGCAUUAUCAAGAGUUCAAGACAAAAAACGCCUCUAAUGUAUCCCCAGUCGCAACGGCCUACGGUGAUUGCUUGGUAGGAGAUUUGAAACAGCACCAGCUAGACGAUCCCGUUCCCGUCCACUGUGAUGGUAGUACCGGCGAGGGCAACGCCGACCGUGCAGCAAAAAUAGAACAGGCUCAUGAAGAUCAUGGUGGAGAGAAGAACUGUGGUGUUAGUUCCGAAGAAAUCGUAUUGCCCCCAAAUUUACGUAAUGCUGACCAUGAAAUCUUAGUCUCCGGGACUAAACCUGGCAUGAAUAACGUAGUACGAAACAAACAUCCUAGUAGAACAGUGGAACAAAAACUCCCUUCCAACACUGUGCCACCUGUGUUACCUCUUGUCGGAGACAUUUCCCCGUCUGGUCAUAAGCAAACCUUGACUACCGAUGUACGUGCUGAAAUAAGUCGUUUGAAAGAUGCAGAGCUAGAAGAUGAAUUUCGCAAGCUGGAACUAGAAGCAGCUAGAUUCGAAAGAGAAUUGCAAGCAAUCACUGUGCCCAAGCAAGCGGCCUCCCAGUCGAAUGGAAUAACCGAAGGCACCAAAAAAUAUUAUGUUUCGAAACAAAAUGAUUUUGUAAUUGAAAGAUCUAGCAUGUCCAAUGUUAAGCAUUCGAGUAUGGUUAGUGCUAUACAUGGUAUCUCUUCCGACAACGAACAACAGCAAGAUGCCAGCAGUCUGACAUUUAGGGAGCAGCGCGAGCAACGCAAUCUGCAACAAUCCAAUCAGGACAUGAUAACCAGAAACCCUCCUGCGGUCCAGCUUCGUGAGUCUGGUCCCGUACCUCCUCCUCCUUUACCUCCACCAAUUACUUCCACCAACUCGUCCACGGACAAUGAAGAAUUUUUUGUCAAAAAAGUUAAAGAUCGUGUGCGCGAUCUAAUGGCUUCACAAGCUGCGGCUGCUGAGGCAACAACAAAGUACGCAAUGAAGAUCCGUAGUGCACCAUCGACGCCAACGGCGACGCGGAAAAAUAUUGAAGCAGAAUUCAAAGAAUUUAGAGAAAUUCGACAACGAGAAGCUGUCGCCAUCGAGAAGCAGCUGCUCGACGCCAAACCGACGGUUGUUACCAGAAGCGUACCAGCAAGGCAACCUCCUGCGCAUACCGUACGAAACUUUUCACCGUCACGAAUCCCUCUCGCUACGUCCAAAACUUCCUCCGUGUCUCAGAGAAAACCUAGCGAUGCGUUCAGCACUGGAGGCACCGUUGCUAAGAAACCCCACGACCACGAACAUAAGGAUCAGACAGAGGAAAGCAAUUCGGAAAAGAUCCAAGUAAACGUUGCCGCACUUAUUGCCACACAUCAAGAAAAGCAACAAUUGAGCACUUUACCAGCGGUUGCGCAAGUCCCGAAAAUAGCUCCUACUCCACAGGUAGAGCAUAUCGAAACUGACAAUAAUAACCCCGCGCAGGAUGAUCCAGCUUCCGCCGAAGUGGUAGUUAGCGUCAGUGAUAAGUGUCAACAAUUCGAACAACGAAUUCGACAAAACUCUACGGAAAGUGUGUGCGAUACGACAACGCACGUGCGUAAGAUUUGCAACAACUCGACGGCCGGACAAGCGCCGAUCCAGCAGAAACCCGGAGUGUGGUCUCCCUUUAAUCGCUCCACAGAAGUCCUCACCAAAGCAGAACUUGCCGAACGAUCACCAUCACAUCACGAAACCAUCGUAUCUCAACAGCCUCCUGUGUGGACACCACGAAGCGCACCUCCAUCACCACUAUCCGAACGCCGCGAAUUUCGUCGGAUAGGAUUCGAAUCACCAACACCUACACGAAGAACCAUCACGCCAACACCUGCAGAUCCGUCUGCAGUGGUAACGCCUCCGUGGAAUCAGCCGGGGUACAAUCCUCCGCUGACAGUUGCAGACCAUCCGAAACCGAUCCCACUUCAGAGUUCUGCUUCCAACCGAGCAGUAGUUAGCUCGCCCAAAAUUUCCACACCACCUCCACCACCACCAGAACAAGGAUAUCAAGUGCGAUUUCCACCACUGCCACGAUCGACCAACUCCCAGGAACCAACGAUUAAUUCCCUUUUGAAGUCUAAAGAUGGAAAAACAGCUACACCAAAUGGUUUGGAAACUUCAGAAAGUUUGAAAAAGAGUUCAACGUUAACCGCUAGUAGCGUACGUACUUCAUCGUCCUUGAUGACGAACACCUCUCAGCUUGGUAGUGUGGUUAAUACAAAUCAAACCAACUACCAAAACCCACCAAUAAGACAUAGAGCAGAACAAUCCAGUGCCUCUUUGCAAGCAACAGGUGACAUGCAGGACCGACAAAUGCAACAGCCUGCAAACAAAGUGGAAGGAAUCGGCCCUAUCUCCAGGGAAGGAAUGCCGCUCACGUUAAGAUCAGAGAUUGAUGAAACGAAUCGGGAUAAAUGGUACAAACAGAUGUACCAAACGCUCCACAAAACGCACGAAGAUGACGAUUAUGUUACCGUACGAUACAAAACUCGCAGAGGUUAUCCUUACAAAUCGAGUGGCUAUCAGUCGGAGCCCGAACCGAACUACGAUUCAGACUACAGCAUCAAGUAUAGUACCCUCGAUCGCAGACGGACUCCUGUAGGCUUAAGUCCUACCAGCUACAAUAAAUUUAACACGUUGCAAAGCAAACCGACAACACCGCAACCGUACCAUCAGCAGUCGGUGAAAUCAGGACAUGCAUCGUACAAAAACCAACCUGGAAGAAUAGAAGAUUACACACCGGGGCGAUCCUCAAUUUCGGAAAAAGAAUCUAAAGAGUGGUGGGAUGAAGUAAUGGACAUUUUUAACGGGCAACUGGAACAUCAGAAACUCACUGGUAAAACAUACACCGAAGGAAAUUUGUCAAGAGCACUCAAGGAACAGGGAUACGAAAGUGACUCAACGCUAGUUUUUCGAAAACGAGAGCCUCCGGUUAGUGCAGCUCUAAGCCCAGUGGAACAAAAGCAGUACUAUAAAACCAUGCAAGCAGGGGGUGAGAUUCCACUGCAAGGUUUCCGCAAACCGGCUCCCGAACGGCCAAAAGAUCGUAGCGAAGAAGCAAUCGAGUCGGACUUGUUGGUGGAAAUCAAGGAAAAUAACAGCGGUAAUAACUCCAACAUCGCUUACGCAGGACAUUCCACCACAUCCACUGGUGACAGUAACAAUGCUUCCCAUGCACUGGAGAAUAUCAGUUGCUACCCUAUCGUAAACAUACAUCGCCCGUUGGACAUGUUCGGAUCAUUUCUCAAGGAAUCGCGUACAUUUGUACCGCCCGUCCCGCCAAGUCGUAAAUCGUCGCGCAGCAACUCCACAUUGAAGAUCAUGUCCCAGGUGAAAACGAAUACAUUCAACAGACGCACGAUGUUGGAGCGAACGACAACAACCACUACAUCAGCAGGCAACCAGCAAAUGGCAAAGUUCCGAUCGAAAUCGGCCGGACCAUUAUCGUUCGGAGGUGCUACCACCUCAAGCUCUUCGAUCAUGGCAACGUCUGCGUCGAUGAUGAAAGAGGAGAAAAACCAAGAAAACAAUACUCGCGUUGCUUCAAAACGCUCCACCGUUUCGACCUACCGUUCAAGCUCCAGCAGCCCCACCGGACAGCUACGAAAAUCGAGCCAAAGUCCGGUUGCAUUUGGUCGCGGUAUCUCGAAGGAACGGACGUUUGCCGAAGAGAAAAAGCGCAUCGAAGAAAAGCUGCCUAAAAUUGUGUCCGUUUCAACGAGCAUUUUGCGCAACCCCGAAUUAAAGUCACCGAAUGAAGUUAAAAAAGCGCUACGCAGUUCCUACCUGCCAAUCGUGGGAAGAGUGGAAAGCUCCGAGCGAUCGUCUCUAAAACGCUUCUCUUCCAACGGAACAUUUCGAAGUGCAUCAAGUACGUACUCUUCCAACAAGAGCCUGAAUAGAGUUUUAUCUCCUGCGUCAAAUCACAGGAAGGAAGACAAAACCUUCAGGAUUACGGUCUCUUCCGCGCCUACCAAAGGAAAGGAUAUAGCGCAACAGCAACUACAGAAGAGAUCUCUCAGUCGGAAGUCGAACGCUGGUCGUACUUCGACGCCAAGCAUUACCAUUAAAACCAGCUUCCAAAAGGCGUCGAAAGCUUUUGGACUCAAAGCUACAUCCUCAAGCCAAAGUCUCGCUCGAUCUUGUUCAACGUAUUCAAUCGAAUCCACCAACCAAAAGUCCCGUCGAUCCCGCAUUUCCUGCGUUCCGUCCAAUACCGUGGCAACGACCAGAAAUUAUCUUCAAACACAGCAAAGACUCCUUGCAAGCAGCAGUCUCGAUCGUGGUCUAAAGACAUUGAGAACCAAAUCACCAACAAUGCUACAACAUGCGUACGAACAGAGAGUCGUUCAACAGAAAGAUAAUGUGCGCUCGGAUGCGUUUUUCCAGAAGCUUUUCCUUAGAAGAUCGCAACCUCCGUCCGACCUCGACACAGACGAGAAGCCUGCAAGUGUACUAGACAAGGCUCGCCUGUGGAAUAAUCUUACUUGUCGUUCGGAGCCUUCGCUGAAACAAUCCAACUAUUAUCUCUCGCAAUCCAAACCCGUGUCGUCUUCAAAAUUCAAGGCCAAGGAGAAACAAAAUAAUUCCGAGCUUUCUACGGCGUACCAAACCGUCCGUCACGUAGGUCGCGAAGUUAUCGAGCAAGUGCACCGAUUUGAAUCGAUGAUCAAGCUUACCGAUCAUCAACCCGAGGAUCAAAACCAAUUCGGCUACGUGCGGGGACGUCGAAUGGAAAUAGAUUACAGUUUCCAUGAGCGUAGUCGCAGUGAACCACCGGCAGAAACUGCGACCACUACCACGACUAGUACGACUAUACAGGAGGAACUGAUCGGCACAGAUUCACCAAGAACGAUUGUGGGUCGCCGGUGUCAGGUUGCUCAACGUACAUCCCGGUCUCCUUCCUGCCGACGCAUUCAGUAUCUCAAAGGUAAAGAAGGGCAUGUAAAGAAAAUAAUAAGAACACGGAGUCUAAGCGGCAAUACUGGACAACGGGUUUGGUUAGAAAAACCAAAGGAUGAGUUAGUUCGCAGCCGUUCGCUGAAUCUCAGCCAAGAGCCUAGUGUUUCUCGAAGUCGCUUUCGCGAUCUCAACACUUUCUACAAUAGUUUGGAACGACUCGGACAGUUAGAGCGCGUCACCUCAUCUUCAUCCAAUGACUUACGACCAACGCGGCGCACGCGUGAAGAAGAAAUCAUCGAUUAUGAUCUUUGGAAACGUGUGCGCGACCAGGAGAAGGCGGAACGUGAGCUAAACCAGAUAAAAAACAAACUCAAGCAAGAUCAACGCGAAAAAGAUCUGUUCUUUUUGCCGCGCGAUCCAGAAGACGUUCGCUGGAGAAGCGAUCAGGACACAGGACUUCGCAAUCGCGAAAAAUCGGUUGAGGAUCUAAAGUGCAUACUGAACGAACAGGCCCUCAGCUUUGAGGAUGCCAAAUUACGCGAUCUCGAAAACCGAAAGGAUUACUACAAACCCCUUUGGCGCGGAUCGUCGGUAAUAGAUGUCGCUUCACAUCUGCAGGAAAAGUAUUCUGGCUCGGGCGAGAAAAGAGACGAGCCUCAAUCGCUCGACAUAAUCAGCAGCAACUUGCUCAGCACGCUGUCGUUCGAACAGAUGAAAAAACUAAAGAAUCAACUAAGUGAAAUUUACAGCCACGGAGCGCAGAAAGAACCGACAUCGACCACAAGAGUUACAUCACAAGUGCAUCAGCAGGAAGAAUACGUUAUCAAUGUACCUGAAAGGGCUAGUAAGCUAGAAAGUUUACUCAAAGUGCGCAGCCAUUCGGUGCUUACACAGGAUAAGAUCAAUGAGAGCCACCUUCGAACGCAGGCGACCAAAUUCGGCAAUACAAUCGGCGACAAACCUCACAAAACGACCAACAUUCCCACAAUGCUUCAAAGUAGCUCAUCGAAAGUAGUGGACCGUGCGGCACUCUCACGCACACUUUGCCAGGAGUUGAAGGACAAAAUUCUGGAGAAACAUCAUACGCUACCAUCGAUCGGCAAAAAGAAGAAACAUGCUCGACCUACAAUUCUGAUGAAAGAAGAACCACGCUUCCUAUCUUUGGAGAGUAAUUUGAAAAAAGUCAGCGGGGACAAGCCCAUCCAGUCGGCAAAACCCAUAACACGCAAAGAAAGUGACAAAGAGUUCGAGGUGAUCAUACGUAAGGAGCGUCCACAAUCCUACUGCGAUACAGAAAGCAUUUCCUCAGAAACUUCCAAUAAAACGGUAAUCUUCCGUAGUCAGUCGUUGACACAUGCUCCAGAAGUGCCGGUUGAAGACAUCAAAACCAAAAUCAAAUAUUUUGAAGAAAAGCAAAUAAUUGAUGAAGCUCCAACGGUAACAAUUUAUCAUGCGCGUGAAGAUUCCUCACUUUCGGAGAAUGAAUCAGGGACGCAAAGAAAUGCUGACAACAAGGUAUUUGCUGCUAAAGGAGCCUGCAGUUCUAUGAUAUCACUUUCCCAGUCGUUCACCGAUCUAAAGGAUCUGUUUGGCGAGAAACGAUCGGUGUCCUGUUCCGCGUACACUGCCUCCUCUUCGCACGAUGCAAAUCGAACAUCCGCCCGAAAACUGUCUCCCAAACGAUUCACUUUACGCUCCCGCAGUUCCACCCCAGACUAUGCUACAUGCAUACAGACGGGUGAAGUGAAAAAGAUUAAGGACAAGUUCGAAAGCCUGGACAUCAACAUAUGGCGUCAACCGCCAUCGACAAGCCCGGAACGUCAGUAUCAGAGUGAUUCGGAGCUAAGUUGCCAACCAUCGGCAGAGGUCGAUAAGAGGUCUCAUGAACACUCCGCAAAGCGACAAUGCAAACCUGCGACAGGAUCAACGAUCGUGCGCCAUCUCGAAUCCGGUGACGUAUCCCGCAUCACACAUAAGUAUGAGGUACAAUCUGAACGUGCCCGAAGCCGCAAGUCACGGAAGGAACGCGUCACAUCGCCGAUUCCUAAAAAUCCCUUUCGUAAGGACGAUCGCUUUAUGCCGCAUAUAAACGUCAUAAGCAAGACAGCUUCGCUCAAGCGUGAAAUAAAGCCGACCCGUACAUCCGUCGCACAUCAACCAGCCGCAAUAAAACCGGCCGUUUUGCAAUCCACACAGCUACCAAACAUAUCCGCGACGACUACUAGAAGUGCAUCCGCUGGCAGCUGUGGACGUCGGAGUGCGUCCUCCGGUAGUGAAGAGUUCGAAAAGCUGAAAAAGUCUCCACGUCGCUAUAUUGAGAGCGAUGUCAACAUCCACUACAAAACGCCAAUCCGGUUUGAGUACAAGGAUCCCAUACCGGACGAUGAACUGGCGUAUCGUCAGGCGGAACAUAUGCGACGAGUUUAUCAAGAAGAGCGCCGCCGGAAGUACAUGCAUGAGCUGGAAGAUAUGCACUCCAGGCGCCACAUGGACAACAUUUUGCCAUCUCAGAAAUCACCGAUCCCGCUAAACCGUUACGAUGACUUUGCGGCCGACUUGUCGGUCAAACCGCAGAUCGUUCAGCAGCCAAAAACUAUUGCUCGAGCGUUGUACAAUUUUCAGGGCCAAAGUGUACGAGAACUGUCUUUUCGCAAAGGCGAUAUUAUCUAUUUGAGACGUCAAAUCGACAAAAAUUGGUACGAAGGAGAACACAAUGCCACUGUUGGUCUGCUGCCGGCAAAUUACAUCGAGAUUCUUUCCAGAGACAACUUCAAUGUCAGACCGUUGCCCAAAAAGCCCUCCCGGGAAGGAAAGGCCAGGGCAAAGUUUAAUUUUACAGCGCAAACCACCGUCGAGCUAUCACUGCUGAAGGGUGAACUGGUUACGCUUACCAGACGGGUGGAUGACAACUGGUUCGAAGGCAAAAUAGGGAACAAAAAAGGAAUUUUUCCAGUAUCAUACGUGGAGAUACUGACCGAUAUUGAUGGCGAAGAGAGCUACGACAUCGAACCUAUUGCCAGCAGUCCCCAACAGUCAGCCCUCGGAGUAACAAGUGCACUUACGACGCACUACGACAAUUCGCACACCAACGGCCGUGUUUCGCCCGGCAUCGUGCGAGAAACGAAGACGAUACAGAAAACGGAAGUCCUGCACGUAGACACCUCCAACGAACCAAUAUCCUAUCGAGCACUGUAUAACUACAAACCACAAAACACCGACGAACUGGAACUGCUCGAAGGGGAUGUAGUGUAUGUUUUAGAGAAAUGUGACGAUGGAUGGUACGUGGGCACAUCGGCACGUUCGGGAUGCUUCGGAACGUUCCCUGGCAAUUACGUGGCUAAGCUGUGAACACUACGGAGCGCCUUUUAAAUCCCUCAAAACAUCGGCAGCAGCAUCCAUCACACGGAGUUAAACUUACGCGUCAAACAAACCACCCAUAAGAUUGAAGGCCGCUUAAGUGUUUAGUAGUAAAUGUGUUAACAUGGCAUCUCACACCAAAUGAAAACAUACAAACGAAAAAAAAAAAAAGCAAAUGCACCCUUGCCAACAAUUAACGUACAUUU